AUGGAUACAGGAAAUGAGACAUCAAGCACAGACUUCAUUCUCCUGGGCCUUUUCCCAGGGAUGAGACAUAUCGGCAUCCUUGUCUCCAUAAUCCUCCUGAUUUACACCAUCGCCUUGACAGGAAAUGCCACUCUGAUCUUUCUCAUCUGGGUCGAUCCCCACCUCCAUACCUCCAUGUAUUUUCUGCUUAGCCAGCUCUCCCUCAUUGACUUAGCUUUCAUCUCUAGCACAGUCCCUAAAAUGGCAGUCAACUUUUUCUCAGGGAAGAAGAAAAUCUCCCUGAUUGGCUGUGGGACCCAGAUCUUCUUUACCUUGUCUCUGGGGAUUGCUGAGUGCAUCCUCCUGACCCUCAUGGCUUAUGAUCGAUAUGUAGCCAUCUGUCACCCUCUGAAAUACCCAAUCAUUGUAAGUCCCCGGGUCUCCCAGCAGAUGGCCAUUGGAUCCUGGGUAGCGGGGGCUUUGGCAUCCUUGGUUCACACAACCUACUCCAUGCACUUUCCUCUUUGUGGCCCACGGGAACUCCAUCACUUCUUCUGUGAGGUAAAGGCCAUCUUGAAACUGUCUUGUGAGGAUAUUUCUGCUUAUGAGAAAGGGGUGGUGGUGACCAGCAUUAUUGUGGUUCUUCUCCCUGUAAGCCUAAUUUUGACCUCCUACACCCUCAUUUUCCUGGCAGUCUUACAAAUGAACUCACCAGAAGGGAGGAACAAGGCUCUGGCCACCUGUUCUUCCCAUUUGACUGUGGUCACUUUUUACUAUGGUCCAGCCAUGAUGAUAUACAUGAGGCCUGGAUCCUCCCACACCCCCAUCUUAAACCAGGCUCUCUUCAUGUUCGACACCAUCCUCACUCCCAUGAUGAACCCCCUUAUCUACAGUCUGAGGAACAGGGAAGUUGUGAGUGCACUGAGAAAAGUAUUGAAGAGAUGCCUCAUCUCAAAGUAG
Molecule: messenger RNA, 939 nt
Organism: Echinops telfairi (small Madagascar hedgehog)
Lineage: Eukaryota; Metazoa; Chordata; Mammalia; Afrosoricida; Tenrecidae
Product: olfactory receptor 56-like
Exons: 1
Coding region: 1-939 (312 amino acids)
Biological process (GO): G protein-coupled receptor signaling pathway
Cellular component (GO): membrane
Molecular function (GO): G protein-coupled receptor activity; olfactory receptor activity
Source: RefSeq, a predicted model, not a curated record